AUGUCACUCCAGACAUCCAUCGCCGCCCUUGUGGCCGCCGCUGUGAAGGAGGCCUUGGCCCCCAUCACGGAGGCCUUAGCCCCCAUCACGGAGAGGCUGCAACGGAUCGAAGAAGCUGUCUUUUCGGAGACAACUUCUCAAUCAUCGAGGACAUCAGGGACCAUCACACCAGGCCCCCCAUCGGAGGACAGCGAAAUGGAGACGGAGCGCUUCAGCCCAGCCAAGACUGGAAAGAAGCGGCCAGCUCCAUCCCCCAGCCCCCGUGAUGAGAUUUCCACCGAAAACAGGUUUUCGAGCCUGUCGGAGGAAGAAGUCGAAUCCCCGCCAGUUUCGGACGACGAAAGCUCACCACUCAACCAGGCGAAGGACGUCUGGAAGGUGAAGACAGUCUGCAGCUUGGUAAUCAAGGCUGAAAAGCCGAGAAAAUCGAGCAAAGCAGCCCAGUGCCACCGCUGCCAGCGAUUUCAUCACGCACAGAGGAACUGCACGGCAGAACACCGUUGCGUCAAGUGUGGCGAAGCCCACGAGACCAAGGUGUGCACUAAGGAGCGCGCAGCGUCCCCCAAGUGUGCCAACUGUAGUGGCCCCCACACGGACAACUACAUGGGCUGCCCAAAGUUCCCGAAGGUGCAGGCUCAACGGACCAAGGUCGCCGCCCCCAAGGCAAUCCUCACCGCCACCAAAGGCACCGGAGCCACCAAGAAGACUGCGAAACAGCGUCAAACGGUGAACUUCGGCCUUCAGAAGAGCCAAAUUGCCACCUCCGUGGCAACAGCAAAGAGCUCAAAGGAGCUGGCUGAAAAACUUUCAGCCUACAUCGCCCUCCUUCUGAAUAAUUGAUGAGUGCAAAUCAACUAAUUCAGCGCUCUUUUCAAUGCAAUGCGAAUGCCAACGGCCUUCGAGCGGCCCGAGACGAGCUCGAAGAA
Messenger RNA from Tribolium madens (black flour beetle), 926 nucleotides. RefSeq lists its product as uncharacterized. Bases 1 to 840 code for a protein of 279 amino acids. NCBI's taxonomy places the organism in Eukaryota, Metazoa, Arthropoda, Insecta, Coleoptera, Tenebrionidae. The record is from RefSeq and is a predicted model, not a curated record. The transcript is spliced from 2 exons.